This is a messenger RNA of Linum tenue, 231 nucleotides long. The record is from the annotation of a GenBank genome assembly. NCBI's taxonomy places the organism in Eukaryota, Viridiplantae, Streptophyta, Magnoliopsida, Malpighiales, Linaceae.
AUGAUUAUUACAAGUAUCGGAAAUCCUUACAGGCACAUUAAUAUUCUUGCAGAAUUUAUAGCCGAACAAUUAAAAAAUAGAGUUUCAUUUCUCAAAGCAAGGAAAAAAGCUAUUGAAUUAACAGAACAGACAGAUACAAAAGGAAUUCAAAUACAAAUUGGGGGGCAUCUUGACGGAAAAGAGAUUGCACGCGUUGAAUGGAUAAGAGAAGGUAGGGUCGGGAACGGAUAA